AUGUCUCGUGCUCUUCGCACAUAUUCCAUCCUCCGGUAUCUCUCGUCCAUCGCCGGCAGCAGCUUUCGCGACAAUUCUGGCAUUGCCGUUGCCACCCCGGCGGGGUUCGCGCUGUUCAAGGUGCUAGACGACAAGAAGCUCGACAAGGUCGAGGACAUCUGGACGCACUUCGAGUCGCCGGAGAGCGCCAGCAAGGUGGUGAAGCUGAAGGCGUUCGACAAGUUCGAGAACACGGCGGACGCGCUGGGCGCGGCGACGGCGCUGGUGGAGAGCAAGCUGAGCAAGGGGCUCAAGAAAUUCGUCAAGGCGCAGUGCCAGGGGGAGACGCUGGCUGUUGCGGACUCAAAACUUGGCAACAUUAUCAAGGAGAAACUGGGAGUGACAUGCGUGCACAGCGCAGCAGUAAUGGAGCUCAUGCGAGGGGUGCGCUCGCACCUCUCGGAGCUCAUCGCAGGGCUGUCGGGCGCCGACCUCGCGCCCAUGAGCCUCGGUCUCAGCCACAGCCUGUCGCGCUAUAAGCUCAAGUUCUCCCCGGACAAGGUGGACACGAUGAUAGUGCAGGCCAUUGGGCUGUUAGACGAUCUGGACAAGGAGCUGAACACGUACGCCAUGCGUGUGCGCGAGUGGUACGGCUGGCACUUCCCUGAGCUCGCCAAGAUCGUCACGGACAACCUGCAGUACGCGCGCGCCGUCAAGCUCAUGGCUCACCGCGUCAACGCUGCUGAUCUCGAUUUCUCCGGGAUACUGGAGGAGGAGGUGGAGUCGGCCAUGAAGGAGGCGGCGGUGAUCUCCAUGGGUACGGAGGUCAGCGAGCACGACAUGACCAACAUCAUCGCGCUCUGCGACCAGGUCAUCGCCCUCUCAGAGUACCGCGCGCAGCUGUUCGACUACCUCCGUUCCCGCAUGCUGGCCAUAGCGCCCAACCUCACGGUGCUGGUGGGCGAGCUCGUGGGUGCGCGUCUCAUUGCGCACGCAGGCUCGUUGAUGAGCCUCGCCAAGCACCCCGCCUCCACUGUUCAGAUCCUCGGCGCUGAGAAGGCGCUCUUCCGCGCCCUCAAGACGAAGCACGACACGCCCAAGUAUGGCCUCAUCUUCCACGCGUCCCUCAUCGGCCAGGCACCCCCCAAGCUCAAGGGCAAAAUCUCCCGCGUGCUGGCCGCCAAGUGCUCGCUUGCCAUCCGCGUGGACGCUCUGGGUGAUGCCACGGAGCCCACUGUUGGCAUUGAAGGCCGUGCUAAGAUUGAGCAGCGGCUGCGGCAGCUGGAGGGGCGGGUGCUGGGCAGUGCCAGUGCAGCGAGCAAGGGCAAGGCAAAGCUGGGUCCAUACGACAAGGACAGGAAGGAGGGCACGGGCGGCUUGAUCACCCCUGCCAAGGCAUACAAUCCCGCAUCUGAUGCGCUGUUGACAGCCAAGUCCCCAGCAACAGACGCAACACCAGCAACAGCAGAGGAAUCGGGCAAGAAGGCGAAGAAGGAGAAGAAGGCCAAGAAGGACAAGGAGAAUGGAGAAGCCACUCCCUCUGCCACUGCCCGUGUGGAUGCUGAUGGGGCCGAGCCGCCUUCCACCGAGACUGCCGGGAUGGCGACUCGUGCCCGGAUUUCCUCGUCUCGCGUUCCGCUCCCAGUUUCCGCUAUAGCAGUUGCGUUUCUUUUCCACACCGUUUUCUCGUUACUGUCGCAUUCGCUUCCCGCGAGUGCGGCGCGCGUACCUGCCUCCACCCACCUGCUCAUGACGUCAUCAGAAGGCCCUGAUUUUAAGAUCCUUGAGAAUCGCCAGCAAGUGACUAUAACGAAAGGUUCUUCUGUCGAUGCUGGAGAAAGCGCAGGCUCACAGAGUGACACUAAAGCAGAAGGUCCCCCCCGUCCCCCUGUUUGGCCUCCGAGAUUCCAAGUUGACUUUAACGAGGAGAUGUACCUUCCCUGGUACACCCUGACAACGGACGGCACCUGGCGGUAUGACUACACGACGCGCAGGCAGCGCAUCGACCGCCGGAACGGGCUGGGGGACCGAUACUGCGGCUCCGCGCUGCCUUUGAGGACCACCCCAUGCACCCAACUGGUGCGGGACUCGUGGCGCUAUCUCGUCUUCCCCAAGGAAAAGUACUGCUGCCGCUGCUGUUCCGCAGCCAAUGGGUGUGACGUGGUGCGCCCUGAUUGGCUGGCCAACGCCACCUACAUGGGCCGGGACUACAUGGAUGACGUGCCCUCCACCAAAUGGAAGCAGCAGGGGCUACAGAACAACUACUACUGGCAUUCAGAGGAUGAUGUCCCUAUGAGAAUUUACAUGGAGCCGUUGGAGCAAAUGACCUUCCUUCACGCCUCGUUUCAGAAGCCGCACACCUUUCCCAGCGCCACCUUCGAUCUACCUUCAGACAUGGAUUGCUCGCAGCUCUGCUACGGCUUCUGCGCGCUGGUCCGUCAAACCACACUCUAA
Molecule: messenger RNA, 2433 nt
Organism: Closterium sp. Yama58-4
Lineage: Eukaryota; Viridiplantae; Streptophyta; Zygnematophyceae; Desmidiales; Closteriaceae
Source: the annotation of a GenBank genome assembly